Morus notabilis is the source of this 2009-nucleotide messenger RNA. Its product is annotated as mitogen-activated protein kinase homolog NTF3. Gene Ontology annotation, molecular function: MAP kinase activity; ATP binding. The record is from RefSeq and is a predicted model, not a curated record. The transcript is spliced from 3 exons. NCBI's taxonomy places the organism in Eukaryota, Viridiplantae, Streptophyta, Magnoliopsida, Rosales, Moraceae. Bases 552 to 1670 code for a protein of 372 amino acids. Gene Ontology annotation, cellular component: cytoplasm; nucleus. Gene Ontology annotation, biological process: protein phosphorylation; intracellular signal transduction.
CUAGGCUCGCUAGCUCACUGGCAUGGGCCUGUCUGAUCGCGUCAAGAUAACGGAUCUUGGUUCUACACAGUUCUUGUCGUCAAAUCACCGCUGUUUCAAAACGGAUCAAAUUUGGAAUUCAAAACCUUCGAGAGCUUCCCAAUAAUUAGGGAAGGAUUAGUCCUGUUCUGGCGCGAAAUUCCGCUCACUUAGCCUGAGAAAAAAACUCUAGGGCUUGCGAAAGCUUCCACGAAGCGCUUCUAGAAGGUUUUUGUUCUCUGAGUGGCUGUUGUGGAUUGGAUGGAUUUGUUUAAGCUGAAUUGGAGGAAUCUCAAACUUCUCUGAUAAUUGCUCUGAAAUGGAACGGGAAUUCUGAUGAAUUUGGAUGUGGGAUAGCAGAAGAGAUCAUAUAAACGUAUUUACAUAUAUAUAUAUAUAUAUAUAUAUAUACUUUUUUUCAAGCUUGAAGGUUUCUGAGAAGUGAUUUCGCGGGAAAGUGACGGAAAAGUUUUUGCUUGUCAACUGGAAUUUCAGAGGAUCGGAAACGAGAAAGUGAAUUUUCCUUUAAAGGAAUGGCGACUCCUGUAGAGCCUCCAAAUGGGAUUAUAACCCCAGGAAAACAUUACUAUUCCAUGUGGCAGACCUUGUUUGAGAUUGAUACAAAGUAUGUUCCCAUUAAGCCGAUCGGUCGAGGGGCGUAUGGAAUCGUCUGCUCGUCUGUGAACAGGGAAACCAAUGAGAAAGUAGCAAUUAAGAAGAUACACAAUGUCUUUGAGAACCGCAUCGACGCUCUUAGAACUCUGCGAGAACUGAAGCUUCUCCGGCAUCUUCGACACGAAAAUGUGAUCGCUUUGAAAGAUGUUAUGAUGCCUAUCCAUAGGAAGAGUUUCAAGGAUGUGUACCUGGUUUAUGAACUCAUGGAUACAGAUCUACAUCAGAUUAUUAAAUCUUCUCAAGCACUCAGUAAUGACCACUGCCAGUAUUUCCUUUUUCAGUUGCUUCGAGGACUUCAGUAUCUUCAUUCUGCAAACAUCCUCCAUCGUGACUUGAAGCCUGGCAACCUUCUCAUCAAUGCAAACUGUGACUUAAAAAUAUGUGAUUUUGGUCUCGCACGUACUAGCAAUGCAAAGGGGUACUUCAUGACUGAGUAUGUUGUCACUCGCUGGUACCGAGCCCCUGAGCUCCUUCUCUGCUGUGACAAUUACGGAACAUCCAUUGAUGUGUGGUCAGUUGGAUGCAUCUUUGCUGAGCUUCUAGGCCGGAAACCUAUCUUCCCCGGUUCUGAGUGUCUCAACCAGUUGAAACUAAUAAUCAACGUACUUGGAAGUCAGAGGGAAGAGGAUCUUGAAUUUAUAGACAAUCCAAAAGCCAAGAAAUUCUUAAAGUCAGUCCCAUACUCCUCCGGGACAACCUUUUCCCACCUUUACCCCAAUGCCCAUCCUUUGGCAAUUGAUCUUCUGCAAAAGAUGCUUGUUUUUGACCCGUCAAAGAGGAUCAGUGUUAGUGAAGCGCUUCAGCACCCUUACAUGUCCCCACUGUACGAUCCCAGUUGUAACCCUCCAGCCCAAGUGCCUGUUGAUCUCGACAUAGAUGAGGAUUUAGGGGAAGAAAUGAUCAGGGAGAUGAUGUGGUCGGAAGUGCUCCAUCACCAUCCUGAAGCUGCGACUACUAACGGCGAGGUGUGUUCUUAAUUUCUGGUUUAUAGGGUCGUGGAGAGGCUUUGGAAGGAGAUUCUGCUUUGAAACUGAAAGUAGCUUGUUUACUUUUUAGUUGUAGUUUUUUUCCCCUCUUUGUUGAACUUGAAGGCGAAAGCCAAAGUGGGCUAUGCUGUAUGUUCAUAAAAUAGCCCCUCCUUUUCUUUUUUUUUUUAAAUAUUUUUAAUGAGCCUGAGCCUUCAUGGUAGUUCUCCUUUCCAAGUUGUAUAUAGGGAUUCUGUUGUAUGGAUGCGGGAACAUGUCUGUUUUGUAAAUUAAGACUAUGACGAUACCAAUAUUAUGUUCACGAAAUUUUAUGCGAUGGAAUUUCUGUUA